GGGAGGGGGGCUCAGCCAGCCAACACUGGAUUUAAUCUAGCUGGAAGUAGCAAAGCUGUUCUUAUUUGAAAAACCACUGGGUUCUGAGUUCAUUGCUAGAGGAAAGCUCUUCUCUCCUGGGACACAGAGCACCUUGCUUCAGAGCAGCCCUACUACCUCAGGAGUCCAGUCGGUCAAACCCAUAGCAGAGGAUAAUGGCUACCUCUGCUCUGCAAUACGCUGCGCUGGUGCUUGGUGGUGCUGGCAUGGUGGGCACAGUGGCUGUCACCAUCAUGCCUCAAUGGAGAGUGUCUGCCUUCAUUGGAAGCAACAUUGUGGUCUUUGAAAACAUCUGGGAAGGACUGUGGAUGAAUUGCAUAAGGCAAGCUAACAUCAGAAUGCAGUGCAAAAUUUAUGAUUCCCUGCUGGCUCUCUCUCCGGACUUACAGGCAUCCAGAGGACUCAUGUGUGCUGCUUCCUUGCUGUCCUUCCUGGCUUUCAUGACGGCCAUCCUGGGCAUGAAAUGCACCAGAUGCACUGGGGACGACAACAAGGCGAAGGGUCAUAUCCUGCUCACUGCUGGAAUCAUGUUCGUUAUCACCAGCCUGGUGGUGCUCAUCCCUGUGAGCUGGGUUGCCAAUUCCAUCAUCAGAGACUUCUACAACCCAAUAGUGGAUAACGGCCAAAAACGUGAGCUUGGAGAAGCCCUCUACCUAGGCUGGAUCACGGCACUGGUGCUGUUGGCUGGAGGGGCAAUAUUCUGCUGUGCUUCUUGUGGCAAUGAAAAGAGCAGUAGCUAUAGAUACUCCGUACCUUCUCAUCGCACAACCCCAAAGAGCUAUCACAUGGAAAAGAAGUCACCAAGUGUGUACUCCAAAAGUCAGUAUGUGUAGUUGUGUAUAUGUUUUAACUUUACCUAUAAAGCCAUGCAAAUGACUAAAAUAUCCACUAUUUUCUAAAAAUGGAACCCAAAGGAACGUUGACUUGCCGUUCUUAACUGCAGAACAUUAAUUACAGGAACUGUGCAUCAGCUAUUUAUGAUUCUAUAAGCUAUUUCAGCAGAAUAAUGAGAUACACAGUGCUCUGAUGGUUUUAGGAAGUGCAGUCAGUUUUCUAAAAUGGUUCAUACAUCUUUCCCUUUUAUCAGUUACUUCAAAAUGACAUUGUUAAUGACUAUUAUUUUACAACUGUGAUUUCUCUAUGACAUAGCAUUCUGUAUGUAGAUGAGAGUGACGUUUAUAUCUCACAUAAAUAGAGACAGGCUUAUAUGGUUCUAUUUUAAAUGAAAUACUGAUUCAUUACACUGAAUAAACAGAAUUCAACUAUUGCUUUUCGGGGAACUCGGGGAUAAGAGUGAGGACGGUUAAUAUUAAUUGUUUAAAACCAGCUUAGCAAUUAAUGCACUUGAUUUAUAAUGAAGGUUAAAGAGAAGGCUUUAAUCAACUGUAUAAAGGAAACUAAAUGGCUUUCUGAUAUCCUGUUUUCCUAGCUUCUUUAUGCUUUUCCCCUAGAGGCUUUCUUUUUCUUGUAUAUUAAAUUAACAUCUUUUAAAAGGCAGAUAUUUUGUUAAGGAGCUUUGCAUUCAAUCAGCUUUCCAGAGGUGUGCUAAGAGGAAAGAGAAAACUGCGAUCUAUGUAAACAUGAAAGACUUCAGGAAAGUGAAAAAUAUUUUUCCUCUUCAAUUUUUGUGGUUGGAGAAAGAUACAUUUUGACAAGAAAUCCUAUAUGUGUGUGAAUAUUUUAAUAACUACUUAAAGACUUCGGGAUUUUAUCAAUAUAAAUAAGUAAUGUAUUAUAUUGGACAGAAAAGUAAUGUAUUAUGUUUUUUGCUGUCCAAAAAAUAAAAACAAGUUGUGCUUUAUGAACUCCAUCUUCUCCUAUGUGGAUUCCUAAGUCAAACUUGUCUUUUCAGUUGUCAAGAUAAAUUUCUUAUUCCAUUUUUGUUCAGUUUUACUAAGGUAUAGAAAUACAAUAUGUUUGUGUUUCCCCCAAAUUUGAUACACUUGAUCAUCCCAUUUGAAAGUUUAUUAUCUACAUUUUUCCAGUUUAAGUGACUAUGUAUGUUAUCAGCUUUAUGUCCUUUGUAUCAAUAAAUUUUUCUUUUAUAGUAAUUUGAUAUUAUUUUUCCACUAUUCUCCUUUUUUUAUUAUUAUUAACUUGUAAAGAGUUUUUGAAAACCUGAUAUUUUGGGAUACCUAAUUUUGAAAAGAAUAUCAAGGCCACAUUUGAAAGAUAAAGGUAGAUGUGGCAUUACUUUUUGAGAAAAUAAAAUACCUUAUGUCACUUAACAAUUCUAUACCUUAUAAUCAUUGAAUUCAUACACUAACUUUUGAUGCAGAUAAUGUAUUUGUAAUUUGUUAACAUAAUACCAUAGGUCUCAAAUCUAUAUACUAUAAAUAUGUAUGUAAUAGUCAUCUCUGUAAAAACUUUCCAUCACUAAAUACAGUUCUAUCUUUGAGAAGGAAUAUCAAUUAAUAAGAAUGUUGAAUGUUUGUGGGGCAUGUAUUAUGUGCUAGGACCUCUACUGUUUUAUAUGCAUUAUGUCAUUAAAUCUUUUAUGAGACUGAUAUUAGUUCAAUUCACAGAUGAGAGCAUCUCGGAACAGCUCAUUGAUUACCCAGUAGAGUCAGGACAAAAAAUAAGGACUUUCUGACUUCAUAGCUCACGUUCUUUCUCUUCAGAAAAAGUAGACUUUCUUCAACACUGUCUGGUUUAUAAAUUGAUUUUUGCAUAAGGAAAUGACAUGCAUAGCUACUGUUAGUUGGGAACAUAUUAGUGUUUUUUUCUGGGAUUGGUGAUUUUCCUGUAGCUAAGUGCUAAUUUGUCCUAGGCAAUUUUUCCUUCUGGGGUCAAAUCAUUCAUGAGAACAGAAAAAAGAGAACUAACUGAGCAGCUUGGAGAAGGAAACUCAAUCUUCUAAGUACUGGUCUUUAAUCAAACAUCCUUUAUACCUAGAAAGCUCUCUUGAUUGUCCCAAACUCAAUUUAUGAUUUCCCUCUUCUUUUCCAUAAAACAGAAUUACAACACUGGUGGUUUUCCUUAUGGCAUCAACUCUUGAGUAUCUCUGAAAUCUUUCUCAAACUUUCCACACUUAACUGUCAUCUUGUUUCUUUUCCCCAUAGUUGAAAAACCCUCUAGACUUGUGUUACUGCCUGUGGAACUUUCUUCCUGCAGCGAUCUUCCAUGUUCCCAUCUUAGUUUUUUUGAUAUAUUGCAAGUCAGGCCCCAUAACUCCCUGCAUAUAUUUCUCAUAAGAAUGCUCCAUUGCCUAUAAGGUAAAUCCAAAUGCCACAUCAGAGAACUGAUAGGAAGCGGAACCUAUCUUAUAAUCAUCACAGCAAGUUUUACAACACAGUAACAUUAGAGUAUGACCAGUUCUAAAGUUGAGGUCCAGAAACUAAAAUAAUUCACAUGCCAGAGGUCUUCUUGAACAUUCUCAAAGAGAUGCACUGGAAUUAAGAAAUGGUUUGAUUGGUGGCAAACUAUAUAUAAGAGGACAAAUUUAUAAUGUAGCUUUAUAAUGUAGUUUUAUGGGAAAACAAUGCCAGGUGAUGGAAACAACACGGAGGCAGAGGAUGAGGUUUGAUACCCUCACUUUAUAGCUCGUCCUUUUUUUUCUUCCAUAUUGUACUACUUGCUGCUCCCACCAGGAACCCCUUUUGCUGAUUCUGUGUCCAGAAUGACUCCCUCAUAUUGUAAAAACAGUUAUUAAUCUACAUUAUGUUAAGUGCUAGAGAUACAGAGUUAUUGUUUUCAAGGAAUUUACAGUCUAACAGGAAAAGAGUGAGAAAUAUAAUCUUUACUACAUGCCUUCCAUAUGUUUGGUGCUUUUUCUUUAUCAAUCCUCUAAGAAAUCUAUGAAUUACAUAUGAAAUCAUGAGAACACUGAGUCUCAAAGAGGAGAUAUAAAUAUAGAUAAUGUCACCUAUAUAGUAUUAAUCUCAAAGAGGUUAAAUAUAUGUUUAUAUCUCUCCUAAUUCAGGAACCUGUGCUCUUCCUACAGCAAUAUUGACCUCAGGCAUCUUUCUCAGACUUAACCUUCUGAACAAUAUAUGGCACAUCACCACCCUUUUCCCAAGGCUUCGCUGUGACUCCCUGAUUACAGCACUCCUUCCCGCUGAGUCCCAGGGUCAACCUAACCAUCAGUCUUUGCUACACUUUAGGUCCCCUCUCUCCCGCGUCUACAUAACAUACUGAUUUUCAGUUCCUGACAUUCAUUUCCUCUUUGCUUGGAGUGCAGUGCAUGUUUUUAGACUCCUAUCUUAGGUCUUCUAUUUUAAAUUCGCCAGCUCUUUCCUUGUCCUGAGAAGGCCUCCCAGAGCUGCCUAAACAGAACACCUGCAACCCCCUCCUCCCAAUUAUGACCUCGGUACAAUGCCAAGCAGAGCAGCAGUUGGGACCCAGCCAACAGGCAGAGAGCAUGGGGGCUGGUUUUCUGCAAAGUUUCAGGUUCUGCCAGAUUCCAGGAGGAAAGAGCAGCCCUGUGUUCAGCUCCAAGAGUAAUGAGAAACAGGGAUUCCUGGAGCAGAGGCCUGAGGCUAGGCCUUCAGCUUCCUGCUCAGGGUGGGGGUGGGGACCUGGGGUCCACCUGCUUCACAAAUUGUCCUGGGAGGAGGGAGACAUUUGUACAACUGUGUCAUUUUAUGGAGAUAAUCUCAGGGCCUGCAAAACUGGAGACUCAAGCAGAGACUGAUUCCUCCUUAAUCUGGAGUCUCUGAGAGCCCUCUAACUGAGAAGGAGGGGACAGGCCACACACUGCUGGGAGCACAAAGGUUACUUCCCAGGGCUCCUUAGAGAGGCAGCAACUUUCAGGUCACUAGGUUGCCAGCCAACACUGAGAAUUCCUGCCACCCUAGGGUUAGCUAUUACCAAUGACAAAAACAACUUCCACAAAAAAAGAGACUCAGAAUCAUGUAAGAGAACACCAAAUGGGACUCAACAGCCAGGAAAAGGAAGUGUGAGCUGAACACCCAUAACUGGCAGGCAACCUUUGAGGAAAUGGAUCUCCUGGGAGACAGGACAUCUUAUACAAACAAACAAAUAUCUGUAAGAGCCUGAGGCCAAUCAAAUUACAGAUUUAAAAGCUUUGAGUAACUAAAAUAACAUGGUUUUUACAUUUAAAAAGUCUUCAGAGAACUGAGUUGAAGGACUUCACUGCUGAGGUAAAAAUUGGAUGUUUGGAAGAGCAAGUGGACGAACAGUUCAGAACACAGCAAACACAGAAAAAGAUGUAAUUCAUAAUGAAAAAAUAUAAAGGGCUUGGAGAAUAAAUUCAAGAACCUAAGAGGCAAAUUCAGAGAGAGAGGGAUAAAAAAGAGACGAAAGCAGGGCAAUAACUUUAAAAAAUAUUGAUGCUGGAAAAGAAAAAAGCUCAAACUUGCAAAUAAAAAGGGCU
Molecule: messenger RNA, 5374 nt
Organism: Rhinolophus ferrumequinum (greater horseshoe bat)
Lineage: Eukaryota; Metazoa; Chordata; Mammalia; Chiroptera; Rhinolophidae
Gene: CLDN8
Product: claudin 8
Exons: 1
Coding region: 195-872 (225 amino acids)
Biological process (GO): cell adhesion; bicellular tight junction assembly
Cellular component (GO): bicellular tight junction; plasma membrane
Molecular function (GO): structural molecule activity
Source: RefSeq, a predicted model, not a curated record